GCGAUAUAUCAACAAUCUUCCCUUCGUACUGUCAUGCAUUACUCCAUGUUCAGUCUAGCUAUUGCCGACUUGUUUGCGGAGCGAUCGCGAUGCCUGCUUACAUUGCGAAAAAAUUCGUCGAUGGAGAUUCGAGUGAGGGAGAAGCAUGCGACAUAUUUCGCUUCACGUACUUCUUCACAGAAUACGCGUCCGUUUCAAGUCUUGUUAUGGUGAGCGUGGAAAGAGUGUUCGCACUCAAAUAUCCAUUAAGAACCUCAAAUGCAAAGUUUGGAAGCAAGAUCAUCACAUGUCUGCUCAUCGCUUGGCUUGAUGCACUUUUAGUAGCUCUGUUGCCUUUUAUCCCAUGGGAUCCGAAGAGCAAAGGUCCGUGUUCGUAUAGGCCUACGAAAUGGUGGAGUCUUCUGGUGAUUCAUAAAAAUGUGUUGGUGCCUUUACUUGUAGUCAUUAUUUGUUAUUCGUAUAUCUAUACUGUAGCACUGUCACAUAUGAAGACCAUACGCAGGGAAAAUAGACCAAGUAAAAAUUCGAAAAGUCGUUUGAAGCAGUGGAAGCAGCGCAGCAAGGCAACAACGACCAUGUUCAUUGUGAUUGGCGUCUUCAUGAUCUGUUGGAUGCCAUCGACAAUGUACUACUACGUUCAAAAUGUCUGCGAGCAUUGUUUCGACUCGUUCGUCGGCAGACAAGAGCAGAUAUUUAAUGCGAUCGUGAAAAUCAUGACGUUUGCAAAUUCUAUGACUAAUCCUGUGAUCUACUGGUACCGCAGCGGUGAGUUUCGACGCGCGUUUAAACGAAUGUGUCGAGGCUCGCUGUGCCGUUCUUUACCAUCGGGGUGGAGCUCGAGAAUUCACUCGAUACUUUCUGAGAAUCAAGAGACAUAUAAUAAAAGUGAUUCAAAUCAAUCAUGAAGUUGGCAUCAUGGAGAAUUUUUAAAGCAUGAUUAUACACAAUAAUAUAACCGUAUUGACAUCCUCGAUGUUCAGAAUUGUAUGUGUAGUACGUAGUUUUUACAUUGUACAGUACACUUCGCUCAUCUUUA
Messenger RNA from Xenia sp. Carnegie-2017, 1036 nucleotides. RefSeq names its product adenosine receptor A2b-like. NCBI's taxonomy places the organism in Eukaryota, Metazoa, Cnidaria, Anthozoa, Malacalcyonacea, Xeniidae. Gene Ontology annotation, cellular component: membrane. The transcript is spliced from 2 exons. The record is from RefSeq and is a predicted model, not a curated record. Gene Ontology annotation, molecular function: G protein-coupled receptor activity. Gene Ontology annotation, biological process: G protein-coupled receptor signaling pathway. Bases 90 to 905 code for a protein of 271 amino acids.